Messenger RNA from Yarrowia lipolytica CLIB122, 522 nucleotides. RefSeq lists its product as uncharacterized. Gene Ontology annotation, biological process: vacuolar protein processing. The record is from RefSeq and is a predicted model, not a curated record. Lineage: Eukaryota; Fungi; Ascomycota; Dipodascomycetes; Dipodascales. Gene Ontology annotation, cellular component: intracellular membrane-bounded organelle.
AUGGCAGGAAACUCGCUCAAAAAACAGGCCGCCAACAACAAGGAGAUCCUCAUCACCCUGUGGACCGGCACCGUGUCCAUCGACGUGCUCUUCCUCAGCUCAUACUACUUUCUCGGCAACCCCGCCUCCAUCAUCCCCUGGAUCAUCUUCUCCAUUCCGGCUACCGUGGUCAUGGUGCACCUGGAGAAGACCUGCCGACCCAAGUUUGACGAGCGAGGAGGUCUGAUCAGGCCCGGAGAAGACCUGUCCCAGCGAGGAGUAAUGGAGUACCUCAAGGACAUUGUCUACGUCACCUGGAUCUGCAAGUUUGUGUCCGCCGUGCUCGCCUCCAACUGGGGCUUUGCUCUGUACAUCAUGAUCCCCCUGUACGCCGUCGUCAAGGCCUACACUCUUUACUCCGAGAACAGACCCAAACAUUCCGGUUCCUCAGGCUCCACAGCCAACGAAGGCUUGAUCCCCAAGUCCAAGCGACAAGAGAAGAUGGAGCGACGAGGCGGCCAGAAGGUCACUUACCGGUCGUAA